GAGCUGAAGCAUCCGGGCCCAGCUGCGCAGAGAUGCAACGUACGUAGACGCGACCUGCGGGCACACUGCCGCGCCUUCUCCCUAAUGCCAUGGUUAAAACAGUGUUAAGAUUUAUUUUUGUUUCUUUUGAAAUGGCGCCCCUGAAGUCGAGGUGAUCCGCUCGCCUGCGGGAGUACUGCGCACUCUUUUCUCGCUGUUUUUCCAGGGCAAGGAGCCAACACAAAUAAAUUCCCUUUUUUUUUUUUGUUCUUUUCUUUUACUACCUGCUAUCGUAUGAGGAAUCAUGACGACGGGGCAGGAUGAGAGCUCAGUCCGUGUGGCAUUGAGGAUUCGUCCUCAGCUGGCCCGAGAGAAGAUUGAGGGAUGUCACAUCUGUACGUAUGUGAUGCCUGGAGAGCCUCAGGUGAUCCUGGGGAAAGACAAGGCCUUCACCUACGACUAUCUGUUCGAUAUGGACUCACAUCAGGACACCAUUUACACCAACUGCAUAGAGAAGCUGAUCGAGGGCUGCCUUGAGGGCUACAAUGCCACUGUGUUUGCAUACGGACAGACGGGUUCAGGGAAGACCUACACCAUGGGGACUGGCUUUGACGUCAACAUAGCAGAUGACGAGCUGGGUAUCAUCCCCCGUGCUGUCCACCACCUCUUCAAGGGCAUUGAGGAGCGCCGGCGGACCGCCCAGGAGCAGGAACGUCCUGUACCAGAGUUUAAAAUCAACGCCCAGUUCCUUGAGCUUUAUAAUGAGGAAGUUCUGGACCUCUUUGACUCCACUCGAGACAUGAAGCAGAAAUCUCACAUUAAGAUCCAUGAAGAUGCCAACGGAGGAAUCUACACAGUGGGAGUGACCACACGGACGGUGUCCUCCGAGGCCGAGAUGAUGCAGUGCCUGAAACUGGGGGCCCUGUCUCGCACCACAGCUAGCACUCAGAUGAAUGUCCAGAGCUCUCGAUCCCAUGCCAUCUUCACCAUCCACCUGUGCCAAGUCCGCGUCUGUGCCUCUGACAAUCAAGAAAAUGACACUGAUAACCGAGUCACCAACGGUAACUCUGAGAUGGACGAGUAUGAGACGCUGACGGCCAAGUUUCACUUUGUGGACCUGGCCGGUUCUGAGAGGCUGAAAAGAACUGGGGCGACGGGUGAUAGAGCCAAAGAGGGCAUCUCCAUUAACUGUGGACUGCUCGCUCUGGGGAAUGUAAUCAGUGCUCUGGGUGACCGGAGCAAGCGGGCCUCACAUGUGCCUUACAGAGACUCCAAACUCACCCGUCUCCUGCAGGACUCAUUAGGAGGAAACAGCCAAACGGUGAUGAUUGCGUGCAUCAGUCCAUCUGACCGUGACUUCAUGGAAACUUUGAAUACAUUAAAGUAUGCCAACAGAGCCCGGAACAUCAAGAACAAGGUGGUGGUGAACCAAGACAAGGCCAGCCAGCAGAUCAGUGCUCUGAGGACGGAAAUCGCUCGACUGCAGAUGGAGCUCAUGGAGUAUAAGACGGGUAAACGUAUGGUGGGUGAGGAUGGCGUGGAAAGCUUCAGUGAUAUGUUCCACGAAAACUCAAUGCUGCAGACGGAGAACAGUAACCUGAGGGUGAGGGUGAAGGCCAUGCAGGAGACCAUUGAUGCCCAGCGGGCACGACUCACCCAGCUGCUCAGUGACCAGGCCAACCAGACCCUCGCCAGAGCAGGUGAAGGAGGUACAGAGGAAAUUGGAAACAUGAUUCAGAGUUACAUUAAAGAGAUUGAAGACCUUCGGGCCAAACUCCUGGAGAGCGAGGCUGUCAAUGAAAAUUUGAGGAAGAAUCUGUCUCGUGCCUCUAACCGUCAGUCGCUCUACGGAGGGUCCGGCCCUUUUUCCUCCUCUCUUCUGGCCCCGGAGAAGGAGACAGCUGACAUUAUCGAACUCGCUAAGAAAGAUUUGGAGAAACUGAAGAAACGAGAAAAGAAGAAGAAGAAAAGCGUCAACAAGGAAGAAGUUCCCGACAAUGAGCAAGAAAAGGGCACAGAGAAGGAAAUGACUGAGAGGGUCAGUGAGGACACAGAAAUGGAGGUCCAGGAUGGCAGUGACCAUGAGGAAGGAGAAGAGGAGGAAGAAGAUGAAGAAGAAGAGAUGGAUGUAGAGGAGAGCUCGGAUGACUCUGACUCAGAGUCAGAUGAAAAAGAGAAUUACCAGGCAGAUCUGGCCAACAUCACCUGUGAGAUUGCCAUUAAACAGAAGCUGAUUGACGAGCUGGAGAACAGCCAGCGGCGUCUGCACACACUCAAACAGCAGUAUGAGCAGAAGCUGAUGAUGCUGCAGUGCAAGAUCAGAGACACCCAGCUGGAAAGGGACCGCGUCCUCCAGAACAUGAAUUCAGUAGAAAGUGGUACAGAGGAUAAGGCUCGCAAAAUCAAGGCUGAGUACGAGAAGAAGCUGAGCCUCAUGAACAAGGAGCUUCAAAAGCUCCAGUCGGCUCAGAAGGAGCAUGCUCGCCUACUCAAGAACCAAUCACAGUAUGAGAAACAGCUGAAGAAGCUUCAGAUGGAUGUGGCAGAAAUGAAGAGGACUAAGGUCCGUCUCAUGAAGCAGAUGAAGGAGCAGCAGGAGAAGAACAGGAUGAACGAGUCUCGCAGAAACCGAGAAAUAGCUUCUCUGAAGAAGGACCAGCGCAGGCAAGAGCAUCAACUGAAGUUACUGGAAGCUCAGAAAAGGCAGCAGGAGCUUAUUCUGAGGAGAAAGACUGAGGAGGUGACAGCUCUGAGGAGGCAGGUCAGACCUACCUCUGGUAAGGUGAUCAGAAAGGCCAAUCUUCCAGAACCAGUCCAGGACUCUCCACACCGACCGCCCUCUGGACGCAUGUAUUCCUCCAGCAGCAGCGGUCCCAAUGGCACUUGGUCUUCUUACAGGCGUACAGGAGGUGUUUACUCCACCAGAAUGGCUCGCAACAAGUGGCAGUCUCUGGAGCGGCGGAUCUCCGAUGUCAUCAUGCAGAGGAUGACCAUCUCUAAUAUGGAGGCCGACAUGAACCGCCUUCUCAAGCAAAGGGAGGAGCUGACCAAGCGCAAGGAGAAGGUCCUCAGGAAGAGGGACCGGCUGCUCAGAGAGGGGCCAGAGGCAGAGAAGACGGUUCUUCCCCUCAAUGAGGAAGUGGAAGCAUUGACAGCCAACAUUGACUACAUUAACGACAGUAUCGCGGAUUGUCAGGCCAACAUCAUGCAGAUGGAGGAAACCAAGGAGGAAGGUGACACUGUGGACGUCUCUGCUGUGAUUGGGUCCUGUACUCUGGCGGAGGCUCGUUUCCUCCUCGAUCACUUCAUGUCAAUGGCGAUUAAUAAGGGCCUGCAGGCAGCUCAGAGGGAGUCUCAGGUGAAGGUGAUGGAGGGCAGAUUGAAGCAGACUGAAAUCACCAGCGCCACACAGAACCAGCUGCUCUUUCACAUGCUGAAGGAGAAAGCAGAGUUUAACCCGGAGCUGGAUGCACUGCUAGGGAACGCUUUGCAAGAGCUAGGUAACAUCCCGACUGAAAAUGGGGAUGAUAGCAGCAGUGAUGAAUCUGCCCAGAGCCCCUCUGCAGAGGGAAACACUCUGGCAACGGAUUACAUGAAACUUUGUGGAGAGACCAAAACGAGGAAUAAGGCUCGUCGGAGGACCACCCCUCAGAUGGAGUUGCUCUACGCUAACAGUGACUCUGCCCCUGAUGCACCCACUGUAGACUUUUCUAGUCCGAUGUUGCCGUUAGCUGAAACACCAGAUGCAGGCGGCGACAUGGAUUUGUCAGGCUCAUCAGUCAGGGACUACACAGCUCUCUCCCCUGGCUUUUCCUCUAAAAUGGGCAGCAUUUCUAGCUCCAGAAAUCCGCCAGGUGUGGAAAAGCGAACUCCUGAGCCCUCCCCACUCUCUCGCAGGAAGACCUAUGACAAGGCACAAGCAGCGGCUGACAGGGCAAAGGUCAAGGACAUGAAACAGGGUGUCAUUAACCCGGUGCCACCCACCAAGAGCAGCCGGUCGGCAACAUUACAGUGCGUUCACGUGGCAGAGGGACACAGUAAAGCCGUUUUAUGCGUUGACUGCACUGACGACCUCCUCUUCACAGGAUCCAAAGACCGGACCUGUAAGGUGUGGAAUCUGGUGACGGGUCAGGAGAUUAUGUCCCUAGCAGGUCACCCCAACAAUGUGGUGUCAGUCCGCUACAGCUCCAGUUUGGUCUUUACUGUCUCUACCUCCUACAUCAAAGUCUGGGACAUUCGGGACUCGGCCAAAUGCAUCCGAACACUAACGUCCUCUGGUCAAGUUAAUGUCGGGGACGCCUGUGCAUCUAACACCAGCCGAACAGUCACCAUCCCAGCAGGAGAGAACCAGAUCAACCAGAUUGCUCUCAACCCCAACGGCACAAUCCUGUACGCUGCUGCUGGAAACUCUGUCAGAGUCUGGGACCUGAGAAGGUUUGCCUCCACUGGAAAACUGACUGGUCACCUUGGUCCAGUAAUGUGUCUGACUGUGGAUCGGUCUGGAAACAACCAGGAUCUGGUUAUCACUGGGUCCAAGGACCAUUACAUCAAGCUGUUUGACGUGACUGAAGGCUCUCUGGGAAGCAUCAGCCCCACACACAACUUUGAACCACCACAUUAUGAUGGUAUUGAGUCACUGGUAAUCCAGGGGGACAUUUUCUUUAGCGGCUCCCGAGACAAUGGCAUCAAAAAGUGGGACCUGGACCGCAAAGACCUACUGCAGCAAGUUCCAAACGCUCACCGUGACUGGGUUUGUGCACUUGGGGUCGUCCCUGGAUCACCAGCCCUGCUGAGCGGUUGCAGAGGUGGGGUGUUGAAGCUGUGGCACACAGACACACUGGGAACACUGGGAGAGCUCAAAGGUCAUGAGAGCCCCAUCAACAGCAUCUCUGCCAACAGCAGCCACCUGUUCACUGCCUCCGACGACCGGACUGUGAAGAUCUGGCGUGCACGUGGUGGACUGGACGGCACCUUAGAAGUGGUUGAUACUGUAGAUGAGGUGGCCAGUAACUGAACACAGUACCACUUGCUUGGUUUGAUUGUAGAAGGAUGUAAAGGCACUCCUGCCCUGCACUUUGACCCCUUAACUUUUCAAGCCUAAACAACAUACCUUCCAUAUCACGUGACCUUUAUGACUGAGCCAACAGGAAACGCUAGUAAUCUCAUGACAGUGGAAGCUAACACAUUAGUUCUAUUCUUAGACCCUGUAUGCUCAGAGGGUCUCACUAACUGGGAUUUAGUUAACUGUAUUGUUAAUGACUUGUAUUUCUCUCUUUUUGUGCUGUAGAGGAUUCGUCAUUAUGGAUCAUUAUAAGAACUUAUAUUCACAAGAUGUUAUAGGGUAUGUUGAACACACGCACUAGACAGUAUCUCUGCAGCUCGGCUUACAUUCAGCACGGUGCCACGAUACAACACAGGCAAACCUCCCAAAAAAAGGAUGUAGUGUGUUUUGUCAGAGUAGGGAAAUGCACACAUGAAGAUAAGAUAAAUGCAGCAGAGCUAAUGGGUUGGUAGCUGGUCUUCACAACCCAGUUCUCCAGUUUGUUGAUGGUUCUGUUUGGCGUGCAGAGGAACUGAUAUUCCCUCACUCCUGUUCCUAAGAGCAGCAAAAGUGGCUGUAUGUGGAAGAAGACAAAUCACUCGACCCCUUAAGAUCCUUCUCCUGCUUUUGUGCUCCUUUCAGUUUCUGCAGCAGCUUUAGAUCAGUGACCAAAAAUGUGUAACGUGGUGUUUUUGCUGUCCUCAACUGCACUUGUAAACUGAACACACUUUACCGUAGCUGUACUUUAAUGCUAAAGUUUGACAUUUGGGGACAAGUCAAAUUAAAUGAGCUCAUUUGCGUUCUUGCUGAGAGUUAGAUAGGAAGAUCAGUGGCAUUAAAGUCACCUCUAAAGAUCACUAGUUUAAACCUUAGAUCUCAUUUGUUUAAUCGGUAGAAAAGCUGAAGUGUAAAAACGGCAUUUUGUCAUUUUACAGGUGAUUAUGUGCCAAAAUGUUUCUUGGACAGGCUCAGUAACUCCCUAAUACAGUUUCUACGCUUUAGCUUUCCCGUAAAUUAAACAAAUUAGAUUUCAUUUUCUAACUACUGAGUUUUAAAUGUGUGGCACGCUGAUUUUGUCACCUUUUGCCAAAACCAGGCUGAAGGAUUCUGUGUUUCCAGCCUUUAUGAUAAACUAAGAAAAGUGGCUGUUGGAUGCAGUUUCCUAUCACAUAAUCAUGGAAGGGACUACUUCUUUUUUUUUUUUUUUUAUCUACCUCUCAUUAAGAAAACAGUUAACACAUGUUUCCCAACAUGUCAAACUAUGAGGUGCAAUCACAAAGUUACAUGACUGUACCCGUUAACAUCUAAAACACUAUCUGACUGGACAAUAUCCCCUUCGGCAAUGUGUCUUUCUGCAACACUGACAGCGUUUGCAGACGUCAUCUCACCAUGCACCUUGAAUUUGUGCAUUAUCAACAUAUCCAACAUUUAUUUUGAGAAUCCUCUCUGGUAAAGACAGCCGGGUUUUCAGCUACAACCCAGAGACCGAACAGCAAUUUAGUGGAAGAGUCUGCAGUGUCCAAGCCUGAGGAUGGCAUUUCAAGUCAGGAAUGUGCUCAUCAAUUUGCUUUGCACCCCAAGAAUUCUCCCCGGGUCAGACUGUACAGUCUGAGGGGGAGCAUUGAGUAGUCACACUAAAACAAUCUUUGCUGCCCAACUCAGCAAACUCCCUACUUACAGGUUUUACCCUCCCACCCCCUGGCUGCAUCCUCUUUUCCAAAUUUCAAGUUGCAGUGGCUGUUUUGACACAGUGGAGACAGUGCUGGUGUCCAAGUGAUCAAAAAUGUUCUUCCACAAAACAGUGAAACACAUGACACCAUUGUGAUGCCCUACUGUGCUGACCAACUGUAAUUCAAAACUUGAAUUUAUCUGGUGAGUGGUGCAGUGAUUAGUACAGUCGCCUCACAGCAAGAAGGACCUGGGUAUGAAUCUUGCAGCUGACUGAGGCCUUUCUGCUUCCUCCCACAUGCGUAAUAGAAGAGCCGGAGGUUCUAAAUUGGCCAAAGGUGUGAAUGUGAGCACGAUUUGCUGUCAGUCUCACUGUUGAAGACCCUUUUCCCACAACCCUGAAUUGGAUAACCACUUUAGAAAAUGGAUGGAUGAUCUUGUAUUGUUUGUUUUUGAAUGGGUGGAGAGGCAUAACUUUAUCAUUGCACCUCAUAUAUCUUUAAUUCUUGAGCACAUGAAAAAAAAAACACAAUUAGUCUCUGAGAUUCACCUAAUCCUUCUUAAAACAGGUUCAGCAUUGAGGAUAGUCUACACUUCUUGUCCAUGUUUCAUUGUGUGUAAAAAAAAAAAAAAAAAUAUAUAUAUAUAUAUCUUCACACAUGCUGGUAACACACACUGCACCUACACUACUAAGUUGUCGUCUUAUCCCCAUGCGGCUAAAGGCAUAUGUUCACCUUCUCAACCCUAUAAGAGGGCUUCUUGUCGUGGACUCCAGGUGAGGUCCACUCAGUACCGUAGCUGUGUAUGUGUGUAUAUAAAUGUAAUGGUAUCUCUUUGUUGUUGAGAGGAGAGGCCUUCUGACUCAGCCAGUGUUAUUUGCCUAUUACCACAGCGACCCAACAUCUGUCUCCCAGUUCUGAUCCUUGUGGGGCCUUCCAGGAGUCACCCGUGGUCUCCGUGAUUUAACUGACCUGCCUGUCAUGAUUGUGUGCUGUCAUUUAUGAAUGUUUGGUGAAACAGCAGCUGCAGGAAUUAUUCAACUACAUAUGAAAUGUAUGUAAACAAUGUAUGUAACAAACAAAAAAAAAAAUCUGAUUGUUAGUUUUGUGGGACCACCAUCUGAACGCAGUCUCACACUAGAGCCGAGAGGACGGUAACGGGCACGAAGACUGACGAGUAGCAUUAGUAAUGCUUUGGAUUGAGCUUUUCCUUCAGACAGGUUGUGUUUAGUGGCCUUUGGUUAGUUUCUUUCCUUUGUUUUGUUCGUUAUGCCCUUCUUGUUCCACAUAUCCACGGCGCUCCCCCCCCUCCUGUUUUAGGAGCCAUUCUCCAAUGGCGGACUCUGUAGCGAUUCUAAUGUCAGAUGCCUGGUCAGAAUAAAUGCCAUCUGUCAAAAACAA
Messenger RNA from Archocentrus centrarchus (flier cichlid), 8088 nucleotides. It is a transcript of the gene kif21a, whose product is annotated as kinesin family member 21A. Gene Ontology annotation, molecular function: microtubule binding; ATP binding; microtubule motor activity. Gene Ontology annotation, cellular component: microtubule associated complex. The record is from RefSeq and is a predicted model, not a curated record. NCBI's taxonomy places the organism in Eukaryota, Metazoa, Chordata, Actinopteri, Cichliformes, Cichlidae. The coding region runs from base 284 to 4993 and encodes 1569 amino acids. Gene Ontology annotation, biological process: mitotic spindle organization; microtubule-based movement; spindle elongation. The transcript is spliced from 34 exons.